AAUUGAUAGAUGGUUGGUGAUGCCAUUUCUUUACCAACAACUGUCCUUUUCUUCUAUACUCUUUUUGUUCUCUUUUUGCUCGAGAGGAGUUUCUAUAAUUGCACAUAUAUCGUCAUUUCAAAGUCGAUUUCAAGCUUCUCUUGAGGGUUUAGGUCUCCCAUUUUUUUCCCUUUUACUGACCUUUUUUGGGGUAAUAGGGUUGAUGGUGGUGGGAAGCAGGGCGGCGCCGCCUCACAAGGCUGGCAUUGGUGGAAGAUGGGCGUGUCUGUUGUGCCUCGCCAGCUUUUGCUUGGGAGUUGCAGUCGUCAACAGGUUGUGGAUUGUACCUGAUUUAGUUGAUCUGGACAAAAGUGCUGGGAAAUAUGGUACUCAUCUUGCAACUAAGGAUUGGAAAAAGUUGGAUGCAUCUAUGGCUGGGGAUAUGCUUUCUCAUGUUUCAAAAACUCAGGAUAUGCUCGUGACAUUAAACAAAACCAUAUCUUCACUAGAAAGUAAACUUGCCGCAGCAAGAGCUGCAAAGGCUGACAAAAUACCUAACGGUGCAGCACCAGAAGCUGAAUCAUCAAAUAACCUCUCGAAGAAGUUCUUUGUUAUGGGAAUCAUUACUGCAUUCAGCAGCAGAAAACGAAGGGAUUCAAUUAGACAAACAUGGAUGCCUCAAGGUGAUGGUUUGAAGAAACUUGAUAUAGAGAAAGGCAUAGUCAUAAGAUUUGUGAUAGGGCACAGUGCAAUGCCCGGUGGUAGUGUUUUGGAUAGGGCUAUUGAUACUGAAGAAGCACAGCACAAGGACUUCUUGAGACUGAAUCAUGAAGAAGGGUACCACAAACUGUCCUCAAAAACACAAACUUACUUUUCAACAGCCGUGGCCAUGUGGGAUGCCGACUUUUAUGUUAAAGUUGAUGAUGAUGUCCAUGUGAAUCUUGGCGUUUUAAGUUCAUUGUUGUCCCGUCAUCAAUCAAAAGCUCGUACGUACAUUGGUUGCAUGAAGUCUGGUCCUGUUCUUGCACAGAAAGGAGUAAAAUACCAUGAACCAGAACACUGGAAAUUUGGCGAAGAAGGAAACAAAUAUUUCAGACACGCGACAGGGCAAAUUUAUGCGAUCUCCAAAGAUGUGGCUACCUACAUAUCUAUUAACCGAUGCUUACUUCACAGAUAUGCAAAUGAAGAUGUGUCUCUUGGGUCUUGGCUUAUUGGUUUGGAUGUCGAGCACAUUGAUGAUCGGAGCCUGUGCUGUGGGACGGCCCCUGAUUGUGAGAUGAAGAGUGAGGCUGGAAACCCUUGUGCUGCAUCAUUUGAUUGGAGCUGCAGUGGAAUAUGCAACUCAUCUGAAAGAAUGGAACAAGUUCAUCGGUGUUGCGGUGAGGCAGCAGUUUUGAGGUUUUGACAAGGUCGCUUCCUCACCUUUGUCGUUACGAACAGUGGGCUGGUUUUUUUGUUCAUUCACUACCCAUCCAUGUGUAUGUGUUGUUUAUGCUUAGUCUGUUUUAGUUAACUUGAUGUAUUUAUUUAAUUAACCCUCUCUUGUCUUGUAGUUGGGACUAAAUUUUCUAAUUCCGGUGUAUUUGUAUUUUGUCCUGUAAGAGGCUGCAACUAAAAAAUAUUACUAGUAGAAUUUAACUUUUGAACCAAUCGUUUAUAAUGAAGAUUUGAGUUUUG
Molecule: messenger RNA, 1656 nt
Organism: Salvia splendens (bonfire salvia)
Lineage: Eukaryota; Viridiplantae; Streptophyta; Magnoliopsida; Lamiales; Lamiaceae
Product: beta-1,6-galactosyltransferase GALT31A
Exons: 11
Coding region: 20-1384 (454 amino acids)
Cellular component (GO): Golgi membrane
Molecular function (GO): galactosyltransferase activity
Source: RefSeq, a predicted model, not a curated record